AUACAAAGGAAAAAUAUGCACUUUGUUAUGGUUUUGGUGUGAGUACUAUAAAUGGUAUGGACAUGUGGCCUGAACCUGAAAAUGCUGAAGAGCGACCAGAAAUUUUGCCACCUAUUUACAAAACUGGUCCAGGUAGGCCAAAGAAGGUGAGAAUUAGAGAAUUUGAUGAGGAUGGUGUUAGGAAGAGGAAAAGAGGUGUAAAAUAUAGAUGUACCACAUGUAAUAGUUUUAAGCACAAUGCAGCAACAUGUAAAAGCAAGACUCAAGACCUAGAAGCAAUGAACAGAAAGAGAAAACAACCAAGAGGCAAAGAUAAUACAAACAGUGAAUCCAGGCAAGACAAUGCAAACACUGAAAUUGCUGAACCAAAUGCAACCAAUGAAGUUGUGAUUGAUGCUAGUCAGAGUCAAGUUGAAGCUGUCAUUGAUGCUAGUCAGAGUUUUUUUGAUGAAAUACCUGAUGAAGUUAUGGCAACAGUUCCUGAAAUCAAUCAUGAUGAUAUUCCAAAGAAGGCCAAAGCUGUGAAGGACAAUGCGGUAAAGGAUAAGCCAGUCAAGGACAAGGCCAAAACUGUCAAGAAAAAAACUACAAUGGUUGAACCUGAGAAAAGAAGACAAAGUGAAAGGCAGAAGGCUAAUUGGGUUAAAAAACCAACUAUAGGUCCUGGGAAAUGAAUCAAAGCUUGAAACCUGUUUUAGAGCUAUGAAGUCUUGGAACAAAAUUUCAAAGUAGUUAUGAUGUUAAUUAGUAAUGACUUCUGUUUUUCAUUAUGUAAUCAGUGAUGCACUUUAUGUGCCAUUUUGGAAUGACUGAUGCACCUCUUUUGAAAUCAUGUAAUGAAUUUUGCACUAUAUAUGCUCUUUUUGGAAUCAUGUAAUGAUAUUAUGCACUAUAUUAUGAAAUUCUUAUGUGCUAUUUUGCACUAAA
Trifolium pratense (red clover) is the source of this 927-nucleotide messenger RNA. RefSeq lists its product as uncharacterized. Bases 57 to 674 code for a protein of 205 amino acids. The transcript is spliced from 3 exons. Lineage: Eukaryota; Viridiplantae; Streptophyta; Magnoliopsida; Fabales; Fabaceae. The record is from RefSeq and is a predicted model, not a curated record.